Molecule: messenger RNA, 2028 nt
Organism: Centropristis striata (black sea bass)
Lineage: Eukaryota; Metazoa; Chordata; Actinopteri; Perciformes; Serranidae
Gene: rcn2
Product: reticulocalbin 2
Exons: 8
Coding region: 34-966 (310 amino acids)
Cellular component (GO): endoplasmic reticulum
Molecular function (GO): calcium ion binding
Source: RefSeq, a predicted model, not a curated record
GUGAAUCAACACUUGUACAGACGACUGUCCACGAUGGCGUCCUCUGUAAUGCUGUUAAUGCUGGUUCUUCAGUUUGGAUUUGGACAAAGCUCUCAUAAACAUCUCCAUGAAGAUCAUUAUAUUGGCGGGGACCACAACCCUGAACAUGAUAUGAACAUCCUGCUGGGAGAUGAGGACACUGAGGAGAUAAAGAAACUUAGCCCAGCAGAACAGAGGACAAAGAUAAUGGAAAUUAUGAAGCGGAUUGAUACAAAUGCAGACAAGCUGCUAAAUACAGAGGAGAUCACACUAUGGAUCCAGCAAGUCUACAGAAAAUAUGCCCUUGAUGAUGCAAAGGAGCGCUUCCCUGAGUUUGACACCGACAAAGAUGGCGUUGUAACAUGGGAAGAAUACAACACAGUUGCCCAUGACCAGCUCAUUAUUUUUGAUGACAGCACUGUUCUGGAGGAUCCAGAGCAAGAGUCUCUCAGACAUCUCCAUCUGAAGGAGAGGAGGCGCUUUGACUUUGCUAAUGUGGACGGCACUCCUGGGCUGAAUGUGACAGAGUUUCUUGCCUUCACUCACCCAUCUGAAGUGGAUCACAUGUCUGAUUUUGCCAUUGAAGAUGUGUUGAGUGAAUACGACACUGAUAAUGAUGGACUCAUCAGUCUGACUGAAUUUAUCGGAGAUGUUCGGGGUGAUGAGGAUUCCCCUUCACAGUGGGAGAUAGAAGAAACAGUGCGGUUUAAAGACGUCUAUGAUCAAGAUAAGGACGGCACAUUGAAUCGAGACGAGCAGCUCCGCUGGGUCGCACCCAACAGUUACGGCUCAGCAAGAGAAGAGGCUCUUCACCUCAUCAAGGAAAUGGACCAGGAUGGAGACGGUCAGAUCUCAGAGGCUGAAGUUUUGAAAAAUCAAGAAACAUUCAUGAACAGCGAAGUGACAGACUAUGGCAGACAGCUGCAUGUGUCACACGAUGAACUAUAACUAUACCAUACAUGUUGUUUAUUUCCAUGAAGAUGUAAUGUUUUUUUCCUGUGUUGCACUUCGACAUUCGUCAAAGGAUUUACAUCAUUGUUGAUCUGUCUGUGUACAUUAAUUUGCAAUAGUGAACAACAUGGACAAAAUUACAGGAAACGCAAACGCAUUGCAACGCAAGCUUAAUACAUCACCAACACAAGUUGCACAUUAGUGAAUCUGAACAACAUAAGCUUCACAAAAUAGUAUGUUAUAUUGGCUAUAUUGCAUAAUAUUGUAAGCCAUUCCUCUUUUUUUGUCCACUUUACAUGCCAAUACUCCUGAAGGCCUGGGAGGAUAAAAUGUGAAUAUGAUUGUAACCACUUUUUCACAUGUAACCUAAGUUUGUUUUGAUUACAUUUAUACUACCUGUUGUUGAACUGUAGCUGUACUGUCACGUGCCAAAAGGGACGGUGAAAAGUUUCAGUCCAGUUGCGGUAACCACUGACAUGGUGCACUUCUUCCUCAUUUAAAUCAAAUGAGUAAGUGAGUGAGUGAAGGCUGGUUUCCUGAAUGUGUCAUGAUCCGUUUCACUUUGCACCGAGCAGCAGCCUGGUACACUACUGGCAGUUAUAAAGUGGCUUCAAGUUGAGUGGAUUUAUCCAGCAGGCACUAUUUUUUGACCGCUGCCAAGAUGACAUUACAAUUUAAAGAUGCCUUUUGGGUGAGUUAGUGAUAGUACUUAUUCAUACUUAUUUUUUAUAUGUUCAUUUUCAGCUCUCAAGUUGAGACUUUACUGAGCUGUGAAGUUGUUGCUUUUAGUGUGAUCACUGGUUUUUUUUUAACCUAAUAUCGUUCAUGUGUCUUUACACUUCUGCUUUUUGCUUCUGUAUGGACAGUAUCUUCUGUAUCAUACACUCUUAAUGUAUUUAGGUAUCUUUAGUUUGUCUUUGACUACAGUUAACUAAACACUCUGUCCAGUCUUUAGACUAAUUAUUUUAACUUCUUUACUUUUUCUUACUUUGAAACUCACCAAACAGGAGCUGAAUUGUUGCUUUGAUUGGAUUAAAAGAUUAACUUUUUUGUGCCAUG